This is a messenger RNA of Aplysia californica (California sea hare), 550 nucleotides long. Its product is annotated as metal-response element-binding transcription factor 2. NCBI's taxonomy places the organism in Eukaryota, Metazoa, Mollusca, Gastropoda, Aplysiida, Aplysiidae. The record is from RefSeq and is a predicted model, not a curated record.
UAGGUUUACAGAUCUCCUUUUUCUCUCCAGAUUUUAUCUUGAGUGGCGAAAUGUUUUGAAACGUGCAGCUUUCCAUGAAUCUGAAAAGAUUUCGUACAAUCUGGAAGAAGAGUCAGGUGAGGAAAGACAUGAAGCCGAAGAAGUCGGAGGUGAGGAAGCCGAGGCUGGCCCCGUUGAAGCAAGCUGGACGGGAAAAGGCACUGGCCCGGUGGAGUGACGGCCUCUUUUACAUCGUGAACAUUGUGCAGAUCUCGGAGGCCAAAAAGAAAUGUGUGGUACAGUUUGAGGACAAGUCCAUAGCUUCAGUCCAGCUCAAAGACGUUCUGAAAGAGAAAGAGGGGGACGAUCCGUGCUGCCAUAUGUGUGGGGUCUACGAGGACUCUCUGGCCAGCCUUGUGGAGUGUAACAACUGUGAAAGAGGAGCGUUACCUCGUGUGGGAUGCGUCGCACGUGAGCAACGUGGAGCACAGCUACUGCUACUGCGGCGGGCCUGGACACUGGUACAACAAGAUGCUACAGUGUUGUCGCUGCCGUCAGUGGUUCCACGAAG